AUGUCAGAGUCCUCUUCCUCAUCUCUCAUCAGUAUGUCAAGCCAUAAUUCGGCCAUCGUCUAUCCCAGUGUUCCUCCAACUGAAGAGGAUCCGCGGGCUCGUAUCAAUGUCAUGAUUGACAUCUUUAACGCGGGCCUGUCAUCUCGCGCGAGCGGCAAGCUAGACAGAGGCUUGUACCACGAGAUCUUCACCGCAUACAAGCUCGUCCAGGACUAUAAGAUCAUGCAUGGCAGCCAGAUCUCCAGACCCCUCACUGAUGCAGAAAAGCGAGAUGGUCUGAAUGGCAGCUCGCAAAUGAUCACUGUUCCUUUGCAGGGCAACAAGUACCGAGAGCUGGACAUGGUCUACAACGAAGGCGGGACUACUUACAUCGUCGAGGCUAAGAACACCAAGACCGUUGAUCACAGCCAGCUCCAGCCCAAUAUUCAAUUGGCACAGCAAAUCCAAGGAGCCUUGGUGUAUGCGAUCGGCGAAAAGGAUGGUCAGGAACGGGCUCUCAAAGAGGCAUAUAAAAAGCUCCAAGAUCAACACCAGUCCAGCAGUACUGGAAGCUUCCCUCCUUUGAAUGUCCUGCGAAUUCCUGACAAAGUUUCUAACAUCAUGUCGGAUAACAAGCCGAUGAGUCUGCUGUCGCUCUCUUCCACGUUUCAGGUUUCCCAGUUCAACAUUGCUGAGGUCACAGGGGAGUUUGAUCACGAAGAACGUGGGUUUUCCUUAUUUAGAUAG
This is a messenger RNA of Fusarium subglutinans, 726 nucleotides long. RefSeq lists its product as uncharacterized. NCBI's taxonomy places the organism in Eukaryota, Fungi, Ascomycota, Sordariomycetes, Hypocreales, Nectriaceae. Bases 1 to 726 code for a protein of 241 amino acids. The transcript has a single exon. The record is from RefSeq and is a predicted model, not a curated record.